AUGGCACCAAAGAAGAGCAAGAAGAAGAGAACGAAGAUGAACGUGAAUGCGCCUGUUGCUUCGGGCACGUUGCGCGGUGAACAAGUGUCUAGCGCGAUCGAUGCCACGAAGAAUACUGCUCUACUCGAAGAUGUGUUGAAGGCGAAUGGAGAGGAGCACCUCUACGACACGAUCAAGCAACUAUCUGUUCACGUGGAAGACGACCCGCCCGUGAUAUUUGGAUGGCAAAACGUGGAGGUCUUUGUUGAAGCUAUCCGGGAUGCUCAAGAGCAAGCGAAUGCACCAGGAGUUGCGCCACUACCACCUGAUCCACUUGGUCUUCCUGCGGCGUUGACGUUGCAGAACUUCAAGGAAGCCGUGCUCGAUUAUGCAAGGAUCCAAGAAGCUCCUCCUCGUCUCGACACCACGUGUCUUCCAUGCUCGUUGAUGCAGAGCCAUCAUGUGGUAUGUAUGCUGCGGAGUCUCGACUUCAACCCGUGGAUCCAGCGCAUCAUUGCCGCGUCGUGCACUGCGCCUCUGAUCCUCCCUGAGCGCUUUUACAAAGCUUACGGGAAGAAAGCCAUGGACCUGGCGUUUCUCUGCUUGGACGAAUCUAUCCAAAGUUGCUUGCCCCUCCAUCUCGCUAUCUUCGAAGGCGACGCCACGCGCGUUCGACAGUGGCUUGUUUGCAAACCCUUGUGGUUGACAGAGCGCGCGUUGGAUUGUGCUGCAUUCCACGGACACGUCCAUAUCGUCCAGUUGUUGCAUUCGUACGGCUCCAUGGCGACAACAGAUGCGAUGGAUCUGUCGUCGUCAGCUGGCCAUCUCUCCGUGGUGGAAUUCCUCCAUCACGCUCGUGGAGAAGGCUGCACUUCCCGUGCUCUCGACGACGCUGCUUCAGCGGGACAUCUCGAUCUCGUCCGAUUUCUGCAUGCACACACUUCCGGCGGGGCCACGGUGCGAGCUUUGAACGGAGCCGCAGCUCGCGGGUUCGUCGAAGUGGUGGCCUUCCUCCACUACCACCGCGCGGAAGGAUGUACGACGAACGCCAUGGACGCUGCCGCGACGAACGGACACCUUGCCGUAGUCCAAUUCCUUCAUUUCAAUCGCCACGAAGGAUGCACAGACGCGGCCAUGGACGGUGCGGCGACAAAUGGUCACUUGAACGUGGUUGAGUUCCUGCACGUCCACCGAAGAGAAGGCUGCACGUCGUUGGCAUUUGACGGAGCCGCCGGACGUGGCCAUCUCAACGUUGUUCAAUGGCUCCAUGCGCAUCGCUCGGAAGGCUGCACAACUGACGCGAUGGACGAUGCCGCAACGAACGGUCAUCUCGACGUCGUUGAAUGGCUGCACGCCACGAGAUGCGAAGGUGGCACCGACGCCGGACUGCGUGAGGCCAAAGAACGCGGCCAUGAUGCGGUUGUAGCCUUCCUUCAGACAAAUUGCAUGCCAACGACGAGUGUGCCACGACAUGCCAUGGACUUUUUCCCGAUGGCAGUUUGGCCUUUUGACCACGAUGACCACAGCGACACCAGCGACAACGAGUGGACGAUCGAAGGGCGUGGCGGCUGAGGCCACGAGCUCCUAGCUGCAGCAUAUCACGUGUGAUCAAGCUCAGGGCAGCUAUGCCCGUUCGUCAGUUCAGAAGUGAGCUCGACUGCUCUCUGGCACACUUG
Messenger RNA from Aphanomyces invadans, 1655 nucleotides. RefSeq lists its product as hypothetical. The transcript has 2 exons. Bases 1 to 1551 code for a protein of 516 amino acids. Gene Ontology annotation, molecular function: protein binding. The record is from RefSeq and is a predicted model, not a curated record. Lineage: Eukaryota; Oomycota; Saprolegniomycetes; Saprolegniales; Verrucalvaceae.